Plenodomus lingam JN3 is the source of this 573-nucleotide messenger RNA. RefSeq lists its product as uncharacterized. Gene Ontology annotation, cellular component: membrane. Gene Ontology annotation, molecular function: serine-type endopeptidase activity. NCBI's taxonomy places the organism in Eukaryota, Fungi, Ascomycota, Dothideomycetes, Pleosporales, Leptosphaeriaceae. The record is from RefSeq and is a predicted model, not a curated record.
AUGAUCUUCAACUUGGUUGCGGUAACGCCUCUCGUCGAACGAUUCGAGUCCGAAUAUGGAACCCUAGUCACACUGGUGCUAUUCACAGGGCCAUUCGGAACGAUACCAGGAGGAGUCUAUACGCUCCUGGAGAAGUUCGUUCUCAGGAGCAACACCAUUGUCAUGGGAGCAAGCAUAUGGGUAUUCCUUCUUCUUUCAGCAGAAGUCAUGAAGACACAGAAAACAAAUCCUUAUUUUAGUGUUGGCCCGUACAGAGUCCCCACCUGGACGACACCCCUCAUGCUCGUUGGCGUCACGAGUAUCCUUGUACCAAACGUAAGCCUCAUCGGACACCUCUGCGGCGCCGGCCUCGGAUAUCUAUGGGCAUCUGGUUAUAUCAAAUUCCUCGUACCCCACGAGAAGAUCCUCAGAUGGCUCGAGACCAAGCUGAACUUGCUUGCAAGGCUACCACACUAUGUCAGUGUAGACCAGAAAACAUAUGGUCGUUACGGUGUCCUGCCCACCGCCGCGAUACCGUUAGGCAACAUGCCCAGAAGUCCUGUAGUUGGAGAUGGACAACGACUGGGACCGUAA